AUGGCUGGACAGUCCCAUCUUGUUUGUACUCGGGCGUGUUUAAAUCAGAAAUGUGCCGACGUGUCUGAGUUCGGUGUGGACGAAUGUCGCAGGAAGUGCAGCAGUCACGGGGUGUGUAACAGUAAUAAAAACUGUCACUGCGAUGUGGGCUGGGCUCCACCGGACUGCCGGUACUCAGGUCACGGUGGCAGCGUGGACAGCGGACCGGCCCGAGCCACUGCAGAGUCCGACCCGGUCCGAGCCGCCCUGCUUGUCAUCUUCUUCUUCAUCCUGCCUGUGGUCCUCCUCUUCCUCGCGCUGCGGUUCCCUCGUUUCCGUCAGAAGUUCUGCUGUCUGGGACCGAACAGCCCGUUCCAUAAAGCCCGGCAGCACAACCGGACUCCAGUAAGAGAGCGGGCGGACGGCAGGAACGAAGACCAGGUCCGACCUCUGAGAUAUCACCUAAACCUGCAGCUGGACAUCCCCCUGACUCCGCCCCAUAAAGAGGUAACCAUGGUAACGGCACUGCAUUGA
Nematolebias whitei (Rio pearlfish) is the source of this 513-nucleotide messenger RNA. RefSeq names its product disintegrin and metalloproteinase domain-containing protein 9-like. Gene Ontology annotation, molecular function: metallopeptidase activity; integrin binding. The coding region runs from base 1 to 513 and encodes 170 amino acids. NCBI's taxonomy places the organism in Eukaryota, Metazoa, Chordata, Actinopteri, Cyprinodontiformes, Rivulidae. The transcript is spliced from 5 exons. The record is from RefSeq and is a predicted model, not a curated record. Gene Ontology annotation, biological process: integrin-mediated signaling pathway; innate immune response.